CCCUGCCUGUUUGUGCACCCGCUUCCCCUUGGCGUGUGGGCCUCGCUGGCCAUCAGCGCGCUCACAGGUCUGUCCGUGGAGGACAGGGCCGUGGUGCUGUCAUCCCCCGAGUGUCCAGUGCCAUCCUGAAGACCACCGGGCCUCUCUCCAAAAUCAAUAAAAACCUGUAUUUAAAAAGGCAUUGAAGGCGGCACUGUAGAGUGUUGGUUGUUUACCCUGUGCCCGUGGCUGCCCGGAGCCGUGCUCUCUGCCCCUGCCCAGUGCUGGGUAUCACUAGCCCGAGAAAGCACAUCAGAGUUAAAGGCUCCGGACAGUGUCCACGGAACACGACUGCUUUUGACCCUCGGGAAAUCGAACGAUUACAUAGUGACUGCCGCGAUGCGAUCCAGGAGGCUGUGAAUUCAGUAUUGUGCCCUGGUUACGCCAGGUUUGAGAAGGCGCUGUCCAUGUUCGCGCCGGGCGAGAGGAAGCCGAGACCUCCGAGACCCCCGCGAUGAGCGAGCCCUACGUGAAGAAGCUGUCCACCAUCCUGCUGGACUCCGUCACCGACAAGGACCCCCUGGUGCAGGAGCAGGUAUGCAGCGCCCUGUGUGCCCUUGGGGAGUCGCAGCCAGAGGAGACGCUCAGCGCCUGUGAGGAGCACCUGCGGCAGCACGAAAAGCUGGCGCAUCCUUACCGGACGAUGAUCCUGAGGGCCAUGGAGACGAUCGUGAGCAAUCACAUCAGUGAGCUGGACAAGGACAUGACCAGGGCCAUCAUCCUCCUGGCCUCCAGCGAGAUGACCAAGGUGAAGGACCUGGUUUCUGACUGGCAGCAGGCUGCCAGCAGCGUCCUCGUGGCGGUGGGCAAGCGCUUUGUUGGCAUGGUGAUGGAGGAGAUGCUGGGCAAGUUCCAGCCUGGGGUCCUGCCGCACUGCUUCGUGGUGCAGACGUUAGCCAACCUCUCGGUCUUCAAUGUGUUCGGCAUGGUGCCCUUCCUGACGUCUGUUCUGAGCACCAUGCUGCCCAUGCUGGGCAUGGCCAAGCACGAUUCCAUGAGGGUGGUGUUCUGCUGUGCCCUGCAGCGCUUCAGCGAGAGCACCCUUGAGUACUUGGCCAACCUGGACCAAGCCCCAGACCCCACAGUCAGGAAGGACACCUUUGCCUCCGACAUCAGCAGUGCCUAUGACACCCUCUUUCACCACUGGCUGCAGAGCCGCGAAGCCAAACUCCGGCUCGCUGUGGUGGAGGCCCUGGGACCCAUGAGCCACUUGCUGCCCAGUGAGAAGCUGGAGGAGCAGCUCCCCAAGCUCCUGCCCGGAGUCCUUGCCCUCUACAAGAAGCACGCCGAGACCUCCCACGUGUCCAAGAGCCUGGGCCAGAUCCUCGAGGCGGCAGUGAGCGUGGGCAGCCGCACACUGGAGGUCCAGCUGGAUUCGCUCCUGGCCGCUCUGCACGCUCAGAUCUGUGUGCCUGUGGAGACUUCCAGUCCCCUGGUGACGAGCAACCAGAAGGAGGUGCUGCGCUGCUUCACAGUGCUGGCAUGCUGCUCGCCCGAACGCCUGCUGGCCUUCCUGCUGCCCAAGCUGGACACCAGCAAUGAGAGGACCCGUGUGGGCACCCUGCAGGUUCUGAGGCACAUCAUCAACUCAGCCGCUGCUCAAAUGGGAAGUCCACAGCAUAUGCCCCAGCAUCAGAAGCCCAGCGGUGAGGAGGAGCCCCCGGCGGACAGCGUGCGGGACAUCAGCGUCAGCACCCUCUACCUGGUCAGCACCACCGUGGACAGGAUGAGCGAUUGGCUGGUGGCUGGAGACUCCCCGCUCAGGCAGUGGCCAGAACCACGGGUUCCCAACAGCCCCUCCCACGUUGGCUGGCAGUGCCGGGCCGCCCUCCACCGGCACCCGCACAGUGCACGCCCUGGUUUGCUGCAGAACUUCCUGUACAAAUGUGUGGGGACCACCCUGGGUGCUGCUUCCAGUAAAGACGUGGUGAGGAAACUCCUGCAGGAGCUGCUGGAGACAGCCAGAUACCAGGAGGAGGCCGAGCGCGAGGGCCUGGCCUGUUGCUUUGGGAUCUGUGCCAUCUCCCACCUGGACGACACCCUGGCCCAGCUGGAGGACUUUGUGAGGUCGGAUGUGUUCAGAAAAUCCAUCGGCAUCUUCAACAUUUUUAAGGACCGGAGCGAUAAUGACGUGGACAAAGUGAAGGGCACGCUGAUCCUGUGCUACGGGCAUGUGGCGGCGCAGGCCCCCCGCGAGCUGGUGCUGGCCAGGGCCGAGUCCGACAUCCUGCGGAACAUGUUUCAGUGCUUCAGCACCAAGGUUCUGGGAAUAAAGGUAGAGACCAAGGACCCGGGCCUGCAGCUGUGCCUUGUCCAGAGCGUGUGCAUGGUGUGCCAGGCCAUCUGCAGCAGUGCGCAGGCCGGCUCCUUCCACUUCACGAGGAAGGCGGAGCUGGUGGCCCAGAUGAUGGACUUCAUCAAGGCAGAGCCCCCAGACUCCUUGCGAACACCCAUUCGGAAGAAGGCCAUGCUCGCCUGCACCCACCUGGUCUCCCUGGAGCCUGAGCUGGAAGAGCAGGUGCAGUCGGACAUAAUCCACAGCUGUCUGCACAGCAUCAUGGCUGUGCCGCCCGAGCUCGAGGGGGAGGGUGGCCUCCCAGGAGGUAUCUCCAAGUUCCUGUACCUGGACACCAUGCACGCCCUUGAGGAUCUGCUGAGGAGCAUCCUUCGGCGGAACAUGACCCCCCAGGGUCUGCAGCUCAUGGUGGAGCACCUGAGCCCGUGGAUCAAGUCCCCGCGGGGCUACGAGCGGGUGCGGGCGCUGGGCCUGAGCGCUUGUCUGCUGCAGUUCUUCCUGGAGCACCUGCACGUCAGUGCCCUGGUGCCCUUCCACAACCUGGGCCUCCUCGUCGGCCUCUUCUCCCCACGGUGUGCGGACCUGUGGCCUGCCACCCGCCAGGAGGCCGUGAGCUGUGUCUACUCCCUGCUCUACCUCCAGCUGGGCUACGAGGGCUUCUCCCGUGACUACCGGGACGACGUGGCCGAGCGGCUCCUCACCCUCAGAGACGGUCUUGUGCACCCCGACCCUGCCAUCCUCUUCCACGCCUGCCACAGCAUCGCUCAGAUCAUCGCGAAGCGCCUCCCGCCGGAUCAGCUCAUCAACCUCUUGCUCACCCUGUUUGAGAGCCUGGGAGACCCAGACAAGAACUGCUCCCGAGCGGCUAUCAUGAUCAACUGCCUGCUGAAGGAGCGGGGCAGCAUGCUGCUGGAGAAGGUGCCCGAGAUCAUGAGCGUGCUGCGCUCCAGGCUGCAGGAGACCCGCGAGGAGCACGUGCUGCAGUCUGCCCAGCACAGCGUGUAUGUCCUGGCCUCCCAGCACUGCGUGGCCGUGGUGACCAGCCUCCUGGGCAGCCCCCUGCCCUUCGACAGCCACACCUGCUCCCUGUGGCGGGCGCUGGCGGUGGAGCCCGGCCUCAGCGCCCAGGUGCUGGGACUGCUGCUGGAGAGGAUGAGCAGAGACGUGCCCUUCAAGGAGAGCCGGGCCUUCCUGCUGAGCAGCACCCCCGACCGCGUGGCCACGCUGCUGCCCCUGGCGGCCACCUGCGCGCUGCACGAGGUCAUGUCUGCUCCGGCGUCCGGGCCUGCGGUGACCGAGCUCUACCCCCAGCUGUUUGCGGGGCUGCUGCUGCGCGUCAGCUGCACGGUGGGCGUCCAGCUGCCCCGGAACCUGCAGGCCAAGGAGCGGAGGGCCGGCAGCUCAGCGCUGGCCUCCAGGACCCUCGAUCCCUGCAGCACUGCAGUGGAUGCUCUGCGGGCCGUGCUGCUGCGGGGCGGCAGCGAGGACGUGGUGCAGCGUGUGGAGCUGGAGGGGGGCUGGGAGCUGCUGAGCACCUCCGCAGGGCAUGAGGAUGGGGUGGCCCGGCUGGCCAGUGCCAUGGCAAAGUGUGCAGGCCCCCGGCUGCCCCUGGUGAUGAAGGCGCUGCUGGGAGCACACAGCAGUGUGUAUGAGGCCCAGAGGGUCACCUCCACAGCCUUCCUGGCCGAGCUGCUCACCAGCAACGUAGUGAAUGACCUGAUGCUCCUGGAGUCGCUGCUGGACAACCUGGCCGCCCGGCAGAAGGACCCGUGUGCCAGUGUGCGGCGGCUGGUGCUCCGAGGCCUGGCCAACCUCGCCUCCGGCUCCCCCGAUAAGGUGCGGGCCCACGGCCCCCAGCUUCUGACAGCCAUGAUCAGCGGGCUGGACGACGGGGACGGCCCGCACAGCCUGGUGGCCCUGGAGGCCAUGGCAGGCCUGGCCAAGCUGCUGGGCCUGGUGGAGCCCGAGGACCUGCGCGCGGUGCUGCUGCACACGGCCUUCCGCAUCCGGCCCUUCUUUGACAGUGAGAAGAUGGAGUUCCGCUCUGUGUCCAUCCGCCUCUUUGGGCACCUUAACAAGGCCUGCCACGGGGCCUGUGAGGACGUCUUCCUGGAGCAGGUGGUAGGGGGGCUGGUGCCCCUGCUGCUGCAUCUGCGGGACCCCCAGGCCUCUGUGGCUGCUGCCUGCAGGUUUGCCCUGCGCAUGUGCGGCCCCAACCUGGAGUGUGAGGAGCUGGCAGGCGUCUUCCAGAAGCACCUGCAGGAUGGCCGUGGCCUGCACUUUGGGGAGUUCCUCAAUGCCGCCUGCAAGCACCUGAUGUGCUACUUCCCGGACCUGCUGGGCCGCCUGGUGAGCACCAGCCUGUUCUACUUCAAGAGCAGCUGGGAGGACGUCCGAGCGGCUGCCCCCAUGCUCACAGGGUUCCUGGUGCUGCACGUGGAGCCCCAGCAGCAGUCGCAGGUGGACCUGGAACAGCUCACUGCCGCCCUGCAGCUCCUACUCAAGGACCCAGCCCCCAAGGUGCGAGUGAAAGCUGCCGAGACUCUGGGCCGCCUGGUGAAGUUCGCCUGAGGCUCCGGCAUGCUGCCCCCGACAAGCAGCACCGCCAGGGCUGGCCUGGGCCUCAGAGUGCCUGCCCCGGCCACACGGGACCAAGCAGGGCGGGCAGUCUGUGCGCCCUCCCCUUCCCCAACCCCCCCCCCCCC
Messenger RNA from Myotis lucifugus (little brown bat), 5040 nucleotides. RefSeq names its product maestro heat like repeat family member 1 (gene MROH1). NCBI's taxonomy places the organism in Eukaryota, Metazoa, Chordata, Mammalia, Chiroptera, Vespertilionidae. Gene Ontology annotation, molecular function: protein binding. The record is from RefSeq and is a predicted model, not a curated record. Gene Ontology annotation, cellular component: cytoplasm.